Molecule: messenger RNA, 204 nt
Organism: Eimeria necatrix
Lineage: Eukaryota; Apicomplexa; Conoidasida; Eucoccidiorida; Eimeriidae
Exons: 1
Coding region: 1-204 (67 amino acids)
Source: RefSeq, a predicted model, not a curated record
AUGUCAGAGGGGGCAGCCGCUCGAGCGGCAGGAGGCCCAGCGACUGCUCCUGCAGCAGCAGCAGCAGCAGCAGCAGCAGCAGCAGCAGCAGCAGCAGCAGCAGCAGCAGCAGCAGCAGAGCAGCAGCAGCAGCAGCAGCAGCAGCAGCAGCAGCAGCAGCAGCAGCAGCAGCAGCAGCAGCAGCAGCAGCAGUGGAGUUCGUGA